Blastomyces dermatitidis ER-3 is the source of this 1596-nucleotide messenger RNA. RefSeq lists its product as uncharacterized. Lineage: Eukaryota; Fungi; Ascomycota; Eurotiomycetes; Onygenales; Ajellomycetaceae. The transcript has 2 exons. The coding region runs from base 1 to 1596 and encodes 531 amino acids. The record is from RefSeq and is a predicted model, not a curated record.
AUGGAACUUGAAGAUGACCGCCCUAUUCAAGUCUCACCCGAAGAUAUUGAGGCCCUAAAUGGCCUGGUAUAUGAGCGAUCUCGUAUUGCGGACACGAAAACUGAUAUACUCCACUCCCCUCGCACUACUCCUCCAUUAGAUGCCAUAGCAAAAAUACUUUUAUCUCGAGCGACAGGGGAGACAACGGCGUGCGCUAUGCAAAUUGACAAACCGCGUAAUGAAAUCAUUUUAUCCAUUGCGUCAGACAAAUCGAUACCAAAAGAGACACUAGAUUAUUUGCAAGGUUUAUUCCACAAACUCCAAGGAGUGGCUGUUGCACAGCACAAACAUGACCUGCGGAUUCGGCAGAGGGAUGGCGUAUUUUUGGGCUAUCUCAUAAGAAUGCGGGAACAAAAUAAGCUUAAUACAUUACAGAAACGAAUCAGAAAUGUCUAUCACGCUGUCUAUAUGUUUACUUAUGACAAUUUUACUCAGAAAAUUCUCGAGCCACUGGAUACAGGCCAUAAUCUUUUCCAGGAGUUCUACAGUGCUACUCAGGAAGUUGUCAGUACCAAGGAAUACAAGUCGAGAGAUUCCUUGCUCACCAUAAGGGCCCUCCUACGGUGGAUAAUCGUCAAUGUCAUAGUCCAUGGGAAAGAGAUUCUCAAGAGGAAUCGGGUGUUGUCGCUGUUUCUCUGUGCUAUGAAGGUAAUGCGGAAUACCUUUAAAUUACUUGCUGGAGAUUAUGACAUGCGAUGUGAAUUAAAAUAUCUCCACGAAAUUUUAGGUUUCGAUAUAUAUUCGUAUAUCAUGGAUAUCGUUUCUAUAUCCGACGCCAUCCAGUCCUUAGUCGACAGUGCGAGAUACGUCCCUGAUCGUGGCAUGUUUUUCGGGGGAAAAACACUACGGGUGAACGACGUCCGAACCCUUGAGCGGCCCUUGAACAUACCAAGUUCAUCCGCUGGCUGGACCAUAAUCGUUCGAAAGAUGCUCCAAGCGCUGAAGGUCCCAAGGAGCAGGUCCAUGAGGCUUCACUAUUUUACCAGAGAAUGCGGUGAUAACAACGACCCCGAAAUCCGACAACGAGCCCAUCCAGAAUGCUCUAUUGUCCUCCACUUGCUCCUCCAGCGUAUCAGGAAUGGUGUCACUGAAACCUCGAGCCACCAAAAUUACCAAUAUUAUAUAACCCCCCUCCGGUUUAUUGGCACUAGUCACGGGGCUUGUAAUAUGUGCAAUUCGUUAUUUCAAAACUUGACACGGGUCAUUGGAGUUGUGUUCCGGGCGACCGUAACGCGGAAGGAAUCAUUUACAUGGAAGUUCCCUGUUGCAUUGGAGGAAGCAGAAAAGGAGGAAGAGGGAUUAGAGGGCGUGAUGUUAACUACAAGGGAGAAACGGUGUUUGGCCAGAAUGAAAGAGCGCAUUGCGACGGGAAUGUUUAGGUCGGCCGCGGGGCAUUAUUUAUGGUUAUCAUUCCCUGAGGUCGGAUGGGGGGACGCUUUAAGAUCGAGGAAGCGGAAGAGGGAGGAGGGAGAAAAGGAGGAAGAGGAAGAAGAAGAGGGGGAGAAGGGGGAGGGGGUAGAUCACGGACGGUGCAAAAGAAGUAGACUGGGAGAAUGA